GGCGGCUGAGCGGGAGUCGCUGCGUGAGCAUGGCGGAGGCUUAUUUCCCGGUGGGCCCCGGGUUGGGCCCCGAGGAGAACUUCUUAUCGCUGGACGACAUCCUCAUGUCGCAGGAGAAGCUGCCCGGCCGCGCCGAGAGCAACCUGCCCCGCCUGGCUUUCGCGCUGGGCCAGGGGUCCGGCGCGGGCUCGGGGGACUCCAUCCCUGAGGGCUCAAAGCUGGAGAUCCCGAUGUGGCUGGCCAAGGGACUGCACGACAGCAAGAGGAGGCUGAUCUCUGUGGAGCUGCCAAAGAUCUACAAGGAGGCCUGGAGGACAGUGUUCAGUGCUGAUGCCAAUGUGGUCGAUUUGCAUAAAAUGGGGCCAUACUACUAUGGAUUCGGCUCCCAGCUCCUGAACUUCGACAACCCAGAGAACCCUGAGAUAGCUCAGUGUAUCCUGCAGGUGACGUGGCCAGGAACUGUUUUCCUGCAGUCAGGUGCAGUCAGCUGUCUAACUUAUCCCACGAGUAGUAGCAGUUUGCUGAAGCCAUGGCAGAGACACUUCCAGCCUGAUAAAAGCUACUGAUUUUCUGGAAUGUUUUAUUCUGUUGGGAAGCACUUCGUUGCUACUGCAGUCACCCACGGCUGUUGUUAAGCCUUCAGGAUAGCUGACAAAAGAAUGCUCUGUAAUUUUUAUGAACACACUGUCCUUUAUGAUUGCACAGCAGCAAGCUGUGUCAGAGGAAUUUGAACUCCUGUAUUAUCAGAAUGGCACAAUAGAUUACAGAACUGUACAAAAGAGGUACAAAAAGAACUUCUAAGUGUCACUGCUCCCCAUGUUCCUCAUCUUUCACACUGCAGGACUACUGAUGUUUAUGAGAAAGCAGUCCAUAGAUAUAUUAUACAGUAUCGCUACAAAGUCUUCCAUUACAACCAAAAAUAUUCACAAAAAUAAGUGAAACUGGGGAUGCUGGUUAGUUAUGUGUUCACAUUAAAGCCCAAAGGAACAUUCUUGUGACAUUUUUUUCUAAGAAACCCACAGGAUGGCUUGGUGCAGUCCUUCCCCAAAGGUGAGAGUUAGUCUUCUUUGACCCAUCUCAGGGCAACGUUUGUCUGAAUAGCUCCUCAAAAACUGUUCCUGCUGGGUAGCCUCCCUGGGUGCUCUGCUCCAGUGCCAGGCUGUGGUGUGUGACAAACAGGGAGCUUGUGUGCACCAAUGCAGCAGAAGAUGGAGUCACUUCCAUUUCCUAGCAGUGAGCUGUCACAUUGGUCAGUGAAACUGAAAAGCUUUCCUCACCUGAAUUUCACAUGAACUUCUAGCACCCCAGGCUUCUUAUUUUGCUCCAUGUACUCUUCCAAGCACAUGAGGCAGCUGUGGGUGUUUGAGGCCCAGUUAAACACAAAGAGCUUUGCAAUCACCCAUGCACAAACUCAGCUAUCCAAACCGCUUUUUCACAGAAGUUCUGCUUUACUCCUUUGAUUUUCUUUGCCAUAAAUGAGGUCUCAUUUUGUUCUCUGGCCUUGGUUUACUUUUGGUCAGCAGAAAAAAAAGCUGUUGAUUGCUUCUGCAAGCCAGGAAACUACAGGCAUAGUCAUUCAGACCAGCAGCAUCCAGGAGAGGUGGCAGUAAGGAAUGUUUUGAAAACUGACAUACUGUAACACCAUGUGCUACUUGUACCAGAGAGACAAUAGCAUCUAACUGAAUUGAAGAGCACAAGCAUUUCCAGUUUUGAUCAGUGUAAUGGGAUGGAAAGCAUAGUAAUGACAUCACAGUAGUGAAGUCCUACACCACAGCAGGUGAGGAUAUGCCCAAAUGUGGUAGCCAUAGGCACAGAAGGAAGAAGAAUAAAAAUAAAACCAAAACAAAACAAAACCUGCUUACCCUUAGAAGACCUCCAGCUGGCAGGAACCUCUAGAGAGAUCUCCUUACCUCCACUGCCAGCCCUUAAAUGAAGUCUGGGAAGGGGAGGAGCCAGAAUCUGGUCAUUCAGGUACAUUGCACGCACCUGAGCUCCCCUGGGUUGGCCCUGCCUUCCCACCAGGUGCUCAAUCACUGCGUCAGGCUGUGACUCAGCAUUUCUGCUGCAAUCAGUGAUCUUCUAGCCAUUUUUGGUGACCAGCUGUUAGAAGAACUUCAUUCAAAGUGUUAAUUGACCCAACGGCUGAACAGAGAUGUGAUGUAAUCCAGCAGCGGGACAGUGGUGUAUGCUUUCUUUACAUAGAGCUGCUUCUGUACCCAAAUGUGCUGUUUAUAAAAACACAUUGUCUGGUA
Molecule: messenger RNA, 2252 nt
Organism: Gallus gallus (chicken)
Lineage: Eukaryota; Metazoa; Chordata; Aves; Galliformes; Phasianidae
Gene: GINS3
Product: GINS complex subunit 3
Exons: 4
Coding region: 30-566 (178 amino acids)
Biological process (GO): mitotic DNA replication initiation
Cellular component (GO): GINS complex
Source: RefSeq, a predicted model, not a curated record